Molecule: messenger RNA, 3680 nt
Organism: Brassica rapa (field mustard)
Lineage: Eukaryota; Viridiplantae; Streptophyta; Magnoliopsida; Brassicales; Brassicaceae
Product: histone-lysine N-methyltransferase, H3 lysine-9 specific SUVH1
Cellular component (GO): nucleus
Molecular function (GO): double-stranded DNA binding; histone methyltransferase activity; zinc ion binding
Source: RefSeq, a predicted model, not a curated record
AUAGAGUCUAUAUGAAUCUGUUUGUUGCUGACAAAAAAAAAAUUGGUGGUAAAUAUUUUUGACAGGAUUUUGGAAAUGUUUUGAAAAGAAUUAGGAAAUAUAAUAUUAGAAAUUAAGUCAAUCUAAUUGGUUAUUUGAGAAUCUUUAGUUAGUAAAAUAUGGAAGUUCAUAUUAUUUCAAAAAGAAAUUACAGAUAUUUGUAGAUAUAGUUAGGCUAUAUUUAAAUGUGAAUAGUUAGUAAUAGUAUAGGUUAAGAGAAAUAUAUUAAGUAUAGUUUAAAAAAAUAUUCUACCUAGAAUAAAGUUGGAUCCAACUUUGUGAUUCUGUUUUAAUAAAUUGUACAUAUUAAGAUAUAGAUGAUAUAAAUAAGAUAAACCAAAACCAUUUUGAACAGAUAAAUGGUAAAUAUUUUUUUUUUCUGAACACACCUUCCUCUUCUAUAUCACAUUAAAAAGUUAUUAUAUUAUUUAUUAGUUUGAGUGUUUUUGUGUAAUUAAAAAACAAAAAGAACAAACAGAAUAUACAUAAUAUGUCAUUUAAAAUUUAUACAUGUUUUAAGCAAAAAACAAAAAAGAUUUACACAAGCAAUAUUCAUAUUUAAUUUGAAAGGAGUAACUAUUGUAAUUGUAUAAAUUUAAGUUUCUUCCGCGUAUUAUAACCUAGUAUAUAAUUUAAAUGAGAAAACAAACAUCUAAAGUUCUAGUGUUUCUUAUGCAUCUCUUUCUAGCUUGUUUUGCUAGAAAACCGCAUGAACAUUUCAACACAUGAAGAUAUUGAUCAAGUUUAAACUCUAGAUUGGUAGGCGAAGUGUUGUGUUCUUUUGGUGACAAACUAUUAUAUAGUGUUUAAGUCUUCUCUUCAACGGCAUAAGACGCCAACUGUGAUGGAUUCUUGUUGCAUCUCCAACAAAAAAAACUAUUUCUAGCAUUGUACUAAGUUACUAAUUCUUCAGAUUGUUUUUAGGACAAAUCACUCAUAGCUUGUGCUUGAUUAAAAAUUAGAUGAAAAUGAUUUUUAACCAUAGCCAAGCACCGAAGCUCAGCUCCAAAACUUAUUCAAUGAGACGGUGAAAACAACUGAGCCAAGGGAAACGACAACCAUCUUAUUACACACGUGUUGACAACCAACCGGCAACUGACAGAAGCUCCAAAAAGUCAUUACAUCACUUCUUCAAGACGGAGUGCAAGUACACAGUACGAAACUGAAACGGAAGAUACAACCUGCUCCGUAGGUAAUCCAGUCAUAUUAGAUCAUUUGUACGGUCAAAGAUCCAAAACAAUUUUGAUCCAACGGCUGAUCUAAUUAAUCAUCUUCUCCAACUAUUACAGAUUUUUUAUUUUUUUUGUUACCAAAGGUGGAAACUUUCAGCUCGAUUUGUUUCCCUCUCAUUCUUCUUCUCCUCUCUGUCUCUCUCAUUCCGGAAAACCCUAAAAAUCUUGAACGGAGUGAUCUCGAUCUCAAAGUCCGUACCUUUCAGCUAUGGAAGGGAGCUUCGGAAGCUACACUGACAAGACUCGAGUGUUGGACAUCAAACCGUUACGCACUCUAAAACCAGUGUUCCCAAGCGGGAACCAAGCUCCUCCUUUCGUCUGCGCACCUCCUUUCGGACCCUUCCCUCCUGGCUUCACACCUUUCUAUCCCUUUAGCUCCUCUCAACACACUCCAGAUCUCAACCAGAACAACACCUCAGAGCCUUCGUUGGUUACUCCUCUAAGAACAUUCAGGUCUCCUCCUCCUCCUCCUCCUGAUACAGCAACUAAUGGUGAUGCUGUGGAGUUAACAGUGAAGAGAAAGAUUCCAAGAAAGCGCACACCAAUCGCUCAGAACCCGAAUUUCUCGAGUGGGAUCACAGUGGCGGAGAAAGAGAACGGCGACAGGAAGCUGGUGAUGAGUGUCCUCACGCGGUUCGACGCGCUGAGGAGGAGGCUUUCACAGCUGGAAGAUGCAAAAGAAUCCGUCACCGGGAUCAUCAAACGCCCUGACUUGAAAGCAGGAUCCACUUGCAUGAGCAGAGGCGUCAGGACCAACACCAAGAAGAGAACCGGUCCUGUUCCGGGUCUUGAGAUCGGUGACGUGUUCUUCUUCAGGUUCGAGAUGUGUUUGAUCGGUUUACACUCUCCAUCCAUGGCUGGCAUUGACUAUCUCGUCCUCAAAGGAGGAGGAGAAGGAGAGGAAGAGCCUAUAGCAACCAGCAUUGUCUCCUCUGGCUACUACGAUAACGACGAAGGUAACCCUGAUGUGUUGGUGUACACUGGCCAAGGAGGUAACGCUGAUAAAGAUAAGCAAUCGUCUGACCAGAAGCUAGAGAGAGGUAACCUCGCGUUGGAGAAGAGUCUGGUUAGGAAUAGUCCGGUUAGGGUGAUAAGAGGGUUGAAGGAAGCUUCUCAGAGCGCUAAGAUUUACAUAUAUGAUGGUCUGUACGACGUCAAAGAGUCUUGGGUGGAGAAAGGGAAGUCAGGACACAACACUUUUAAGUAUAAGCUAGUGAGAGCUCCUGGUCAGGCUCCUGCCUUUGCCUCGUGGACUGAGAUACAGAAAUGGAAGAAAGGUUUGCCUUCGAGGGAAGGAAUGAUCCUCACCGACCUCACUUCGGGUGUCGAAAGCAUCGGAGUCUCGCUUGUGAAUGAAGUUGACGGUGAGAAUGGUCCUGCUUACUUCACCUACUCAACGACUGUGACGUCGUUUAAGCUUACUCAGCAGCCUUCUUAUGGAUGUGAGUGCGGCGGGGCGUGCAAGCCGGGGAACUUGAACUGUCACUGCAUAAGGAAAAACGGAGGUGACUUCCCUUACUCCGGUAACGGAGUUUUAGUUGGUAGAAAGGGUAUGGUUCAUGAGUGCAGCCCGGCUUGCCUCUGCCCGGGCUGCAAGAACAAGGUGACUCAGAUGGGAGUGAAACUGAAGCUCGAAGUGUUCAAGACUGUGAACAGAGGAUGGGGGUUACGGUCGUGGGAUCCUAUCCGUGCUGGUUCGUUUAUAUGUAUAUACGCAGGCGAGGCUAUAGACAAAUCGCAAAUGCAACCAACGGUGGCUAAUGAUGAUUAUACUUUUGAUACGACGCGUGUGUAUACCCCUUUUAAAUGGAACUAUGAGCCUGGCUUAGCGGAUGAAGAUGGUACUGAGGAGAUGUCUGAAGAGCCUGAGCUUCCGCUGCCUCUUGUGAUCAGUGCUAAGAACGUUGGGAACGUUGCGAGGUUCAUGAACCAUAGUUGCUCGCCUAAUGUUUUCUGGCAGCCGGUUAGUUAUGAGAAUAACGGUCAGCUCUUCUUGCAAGUUGCCUUCUUUGCUAUCUCUCAUAUUCCUCCCAUGACUGAGUUAACUUAUGACUAUGGAGUUACGAGAACUAGUGGAGCUCAGAGUUUAUGUGGUAAGAAGAAGUGCUUUUGCGGAUCAGAGUUUUGCCGUGGUUCAUUUGGUUGAUGAUGGCUAGAAGAGUUGACCUCUGAUAAUUUUUGGAUGGGAAAGUGAAUGGCGGCUACUCUUGGUGGCAACUAAAGUGUUAAAGUCUCGGUUUGAUCUUCUCUUCAACAGCAUAAGACGCAAGCUGUGUAUGAUUUUUUCUGGAUUGUGGAAGAUGUGUUCUCAUGUUUCUCUCCUGUUGGAUAUGUAAUCAUAUUAGUGUUCAGACCGUUUUUAAAUUCUUGUGGAAACUUGUUUUUUUAUUUUAGAUUACAUGAAUGUCA